Messenger RNA from Oryzias latipes (Japanese medaka), 1911 nucleotides. RefSeq lists its product as uncharacterized. The record is from RefSeq and is a predicted model, not a curated record. Gene Ontology annotation, cellular component: nucleoplasm. NCBI's taxonomy places the organism in Eukaryota, Metazoa, Chordata, Actinopteri, Beloniformes, Adrianichthyidae.
UUUUUCUUUCAAGAAUUUUACAACUGAUUUAAAUUUUCUGGCUUCUCCCUCCAAAAUGCCUGCACUUGCUGAUCAAAUCAACGUCAACGUAUCGCCACUACCGUAAGAGCUCUAGGAAACAUGCAGUGAAAUUAAACUUUACUAACCUGUUGGCAGUUCACAUUAACAUAGUGCGCUUGCGCAAUUUUCAGAGUUCUACAGUUUGGUACUCUGAUCUGUAUUUUUUUUAAAUAACCUUUAUUGAACCCUCUGAUCGGUCACUGCUUUGGUAGAUGUAAGGUCCUUUUGCGCAUGCGCAGAGUGAUAAGGUCGCCGUUAGAGUUUGGGGUGCUACAUCUUCUUUAACUAGCCACCAUGUCUUUGCCACAUGCUAAAAGCAGCAGCAUAAUUAAUACUCGCUCUAGAGUAAGAACGGAGUUAACCAACCCGGAACAGAAGAAAAGAAAAAGGAAGCAAAUGGACCAUGCUAGUAGUGAACCUGAUCAAGGUACAAUGUCACCAACUGCACAGCUUUCAUUAAAAAAACAGCAGCAAGAGAUACAGCUGCUGAAGCAAAAACUGCUGAGUCAGCAGGAAGUUAUUGAAGAGCUUUCAACAGAAAGAGACUUACUAAAAGAACAGCUAACACAACAGCCUCCUCAGCCAUCAUCAAGUGUUGUUGCACUGCGUGGGAAACGGGACAAAACACCUCACAUGCAGUCAAGUUCUUCAGAGUCAAGCAGUACUUCGAUAUCGAGUGACUCAUCAUUUGAUUCUUCAUCUGACUAUUCUUCUUCUGACGAAACUACAAAGAAGAAGAAAAGGAAGAAGAAGAACAAGAAGAAGAAAACAAAAAUAAUGAAAAAACACAAGAAAACAGACAGGGCUGGGGAAAAGACACACAACAAAGCUUACAGAGAUGUCAAGAGAGCUCGUGAUCCAGAUGACAUUGUGGAGAGGUACACCAAAGUUUUAAAGGCGUUUAAAAAAGGACUCACCAUGUCCGGAGCUUUCCAAAAAGUGGGGGUGGACCGAAACACAAUAGUCAACAACGCUCCAGUUGCAGAACUUGCCAUCGCAGACCAAAACAAAUUCUCAGAGCUAAAAAACUGUCACUUGCCCAAUGACAAGCUGAGUGAUUUCAUCAAGUCUUGCAUCGAAGAAAUAAAAGUCAAUUCAGAAAUUGGAGAAAAAAUCAAACAACUAAAAGCUAAUGGGCAGUUACUGCCCAUAGGCAAGGGCAGGUUUUGAAAAGUUGUUUGUAAACAUCUGUUAGUUUCGAAGAGUUCAGAAAAGGUUUAAGUUUUUCUCACUUGUUAUAAUGUUCUUUAUUUAAAGUUUGAAAGUGAUUUCAUUUAGUUUAUAUUACAGCAUGUUUGAAAAUGUGUAGAUUGUUUUUAUUGUUACAGAAUCUUUUUUUUAAUAUUUCAGUUGCCAUGUUAUAUAUAAAGUUCUUUUUACAAGCUUUAUGCUUUGUGGUUGUUUGUGGUAAAAACAUCCGACACCUUAGUUGAGGUGCUGCAAGACAUUCAAUAAACUGCUAACAAAGUUAGUUAAUACGUUUGUUAAGCUUAUAAGCAGUUUAGUAAUGUGGACUUUGGUCACACUUUAGUUGAGGUGCUGCAAAACAUUCAAUAAACUGCUAACAAAGUUAGUUAAUACGUUUGUUAAGCUUAUAAGCAGUUUAGUAAUGUGGACUUUGGUCACACUUUAGUUGAGGUGCUGCAAAACAUUCAAUAAACUGCUAACAAAGUUAGUUAAUACGUUUGUUAAGCUUAUAAGCAGUUUAGUAAUGUGGACUUUGGUCACACUUUAGUUGAGGUGCUGCAAAACAUUCAAUAAACUGCUAACAAAGUUAGUUAAUACGUUUGUUAAGCUCAUAAGCAGUUUAGUAAUGUGGACUUUGAAGACAAUAGUCUGACUUUAGAUAUU